CUAGACACCUUAGCAUUGGGGACCCGGACCAGACGGUCUGUGUUGAUGUCUGAGUUCGAUGACAAAUUGAGCUCUCAAAAUAAGUUAUUUUGUUGGCUAGAUUGUAACGGUAACGUGUUGUAGUUCACAAAUAGUUACACGUAGUUGUAUGCGAUAUGGUAUGCAACUGUUGAAUUGCCUUUUGAAGCCAGGGUUACGUUAACAUUAUAAGUGAACACAUACAGUAACCCGAGCACCUCUGUAGUGUGCUAACAGGCUUGCUAGCUUUGCGGAAACCAAACGAAUCUAACGUAGUGAAACCAUGGGGAACCGGGGGAUGGAGGAAUUGAUCCCCCUGAUCAAUCAACUUCAGGAUGCUUUCAGUUCAAUUGGACAGAGCUGUAACUUGGACUUGCCCCAGAUAGCUGUGGUCGGUGGACAAAGCGCUGGAAAAAGCUCUGUUUUGGAAAACUUCGUUGGAAGGGACUUUCUUCCUCGUGGGUCCGGCAUCGUCACUCGCAGGCCUCUUGUUCUGCAGCUGGUCAACAAUAAAGCAGAGUAUGCCGAGUUCUUGCACUGUAAGGGUAAGAAGUUUGUGGACUUCGAGGAGGUGCGGUCGGAGAUCGAGGCAGAGACGGACCGCAUCACAGGCAGCAACAAGGGCAUCUCUCCCAUCCCCAUCAACCUCAAAGUCUUCUCUCCUAAUGUUUUGAAUCUGACCCUUAUUGACCUUCCGGGGAUGACGAAGGUCGCGGUGGGGGACCAGCCGGUGGACAUUGAAUUCCAGAUCAGGGACAUGCUGAUGCAGUUCAUCACCAAGGAGAGCUGCCUCAUCCUGGCCGUCACGCCCGCCAACCAGGACCUGGCCAACUCGGACGCACUCAAGAUCGCCAAGGAGGUCGACCCGCAGGGGCUGCGCACUAUUGGCGUCAUCACCAAACUGGAUCUGAUGGACGAAGGGACAGACGCCAGAGAUAUCCUGGAAAACAAACUGCUCCCUCUGCGCAGGGGCUACAUUGGGGUGGUGAACCGCAGUCAGAAGGACAUUGAUGGUAGAAAGGACAUCAAAGUUGCGCUGGCGGCCGAGAGGAAGUUCUUCCUGUCUCACCCGAGCUACAGACACAUGGCUGAGCGCAUGGGCACCCCUCACCUGCAGAAGACCCUCAACCAGCAAUUGACCAACCACAUCCGUGACACGCUGCCUGGCCUACGUAGCAAGCUGCAGUCUCAGCUCCUCUCCCUGGAGAAGGAGGUGGAGGAGUUCAAGAACUACAGGCCUGACGACCCCACCCGCAAGACUAAGGCUCUCCUGCAGAUGGUGCAGCAGUUCGGAGUGGACUUUGAGAAGCGCAUUGAGGGCUCCGGGGACCAGGUGGACACUAAGGAGCUGUCGGGGGGAGCCAAGAUCAACCGCAUCUUUCACGAGCGCUUCCCCUUUGAGCUGGUCAAGAUUGUGUUUGACGAGAAGGAACUGAGGAAGGAGAUCAGCCACGCCAUCAAGAACGUCCACGGUGUCAGAACGGGCCUGUUCACUCCUGACCUGGCGUUCGAAGCCAUCGUGAAAAAGCAGAUCGUUAAGGUGAAAGAGCCCUGUAUCAAAUGUAUCGAUCUGGUCAUUCAGGAGCUCAUCAACACAGUCAGGGAUUGCACCAGCAAGCUCUCCUCGUACCCCAGACUGCGAGAGGAGACGGAGAGGAUCGUCACCACCCACGUCAGGGACCGAGAGAGCAAGACCAAGGACCAGGUUCUCCUGCUUAUCGACAUCGAGCUGUCAUACAUCAACACCAACCACGAGGACUUCAUUGGCUUUGCUAACGCACAGCAGAGGAACACCCAUGCAAACAAGAAGAGGGCCAUUCCUAACCAGCUAGGUGGCUUCGGUGAGGCCGAAAAGGAAAAGGUGAUCCGGAAAGGCUGGCUCACCAUCAACAUCAGCAUCAUGAAAGGAGGCUCCAAGGAGUACUGGUUCGUCCUGACUGCCGAGUCGUUCUCCUGGUACAAGGACGAGGAGGAGAAGGAGAAGAAGUACAUGCUGCCUCUGGACAACCUGAAAAUACGAGACGUGGAGAAAGGCUUCAUGUCCACUAAGCACAUUUUUGCUAUCUUCAAUACUGAGCAAAGGAACGUGUACAAGGACCUGCGCCAGAUCGAGCUGGCCUGCGACUCCCAGGAGGACGUGGACAGCUGGAAGGCCUCGUUCCUCAGGGCAGGCGUCUACCCAGAGAAGGAUCAGGCGGACCAGGAGGAUUCUGGGCCGACCGAGUCCUUCUCCAUGGACCCGCAGCUGGAACGGCAGGUGGAGACCAUCAGGAACCUAGUGGACUCCUACAUCGGCAUCGUCAACAAGACCGUCCGCGACCUCAUCCCCAAAGCCAUCAUGUACCUCAUGAUCAACAGCGCUAAGGAGUUCAUCCACUGCGAGCUGCUCUCCUACCUGUACAGCUCGGGCGACCAGAACAGCCUGAUGGAGGAGUCGGCGGACCAGGCCCAGCGGCGCGACGAGAUGCUGCGCAUGUACCACGCCCUCAAGGAGGCGCUCAAGAUCAUCGGCGACAUCAGCACCACCACCAUCACCGUGCCCCUGCCCCCGCCCGUCGACAGCGGCUGGAUAAGCCCCAGCCCCACUCCUCCGCCCACCAGUCGCCCGGCCGUGGCGGCGCACCACCCCAACAGGCCCCCUGCGGUGCGUGGUCCCACCCCGGGGCCGCCCACCCUGAUGCCCACCCCGGCCCCGCCCAUCCCCUCUCGGCCCGGCCCGCCCAUCAACGCCUUCAGCAACAACAGCGCCCUGGACCCGUUCAGCGCCCCUCCUCAGAUACCCUCGCGGCCCGCUCGCGUGCCCCCCGGCGUGCCCAGCCGAAGACCCCCGGGCGCCCCCCACCGGCCCACCAUAAUCCGCCCGGCCGAGCCCUCCCUGCUCGACUAGGCCCAGGCCUGGAGCAGGAGCAGGGGGGCCAGCCAGGGCCCUGCAGCCCCAGCCGGAGAGGGGGCCGUGAGCUCCCGAAAAAAAAAAACAUGCGUGCAUGUGUUUUUUUGUUUUGUUUUUUUUUCCUUCUCACUUGAUGCAUCCAGCUUGACGAGUAGACCUAAUGUUGUAGCCCAGCCCUGUUCUCCCAGUAUUGGAAAGCUGCUAAUAUCCAUCUUACUUAUUCAAGUCUGGGGAAGGAGAGAGAGAGAUAGAGAGAAAGAGAGAGAGAGGGAGAGGAUCAAUGAUGAAUAAAUGAAAGAGGGAAACACAGGGUCUGCAUGUGAGUGGAGAACAGGUGUUUUGGGUUACUCGGAGUAACAAGCUGAUGUGUUUGUGAUGCUCAUGAAUGCUGUGGACUUCAUUCUGAAUUUUGAGACGCUUUCUCUCUUUUUUUUUUUUUUUUUUGGCAAAUGUUUUUAAUUUUAUGUAUGCGCGUGCGUGUUCAGAGAAUGGGCCACAAGGGGGCACUCUCUCUGAACCUCCUGAAAGAGUUGAAAGAGUGGGCCUUUGGCAUCAUUUUGAAGUGAGGUGUUUUAUUUUUUAUUUUAUUUUAUUUUAUUUUAUUUUUAUUUUUUAUUUUUAAAAUAGGGAACUCUGCAGGCGCUUCUUUACUCUAAUGCAGGCUACCCUCUCGCUCUCCCUGUAAAUUAACCACCCCCGAGCCCAACCUUUAAACCUCAUCCGUGUGUAUUGUACAAACUCAUCCUGUGGUUCCUUUCUACAAGGUUUUCUAUAAUCUCAAAUAGGUUGCCAUUGCUGUUUAUUGUCGCUGAUGUGUUUAGGGGUGGCUUUUAGAGUGCUCUUUGAGUGCAGGGAGACGUAAUAACUUAGUCUAGUUUUGACCAACGACCAACCUUUAAGCUCUUCAGAGACCGGCCUCCGUGCUGCAUUCAGUAAACUUUGGGCAACACUUCACAAUAACAAGAUUAAGCUUCUUUAGUGAAUUACACAUUUAUGAGUUUAUAUGGUGUCAUUAUCUAAUGAUGAACAUGUGGGAAAUAUGUACAUGAUUAGUUAACAUUCUAAAAUAAAAAAUAUUCUUAUUACUCUUGUUAUAAAUAGUUUGGUUUAUAAUGUAAUGGCAUUAUGUUCAAAAAUCAUUUCAUUAUUUUAAGCAUUAAACUUCAUGGGUUUUGAAGCACUAAAGCUAUCAUUUGAUCAUUUAAAGAUCUGUGAACAAAUUACAAUGUUACUUAAGUACCAUCAAACGCAGUUUUGAAUAUUUGCUCAUCGAUACUGCAGGAGUCACCUAAAGUCCUGUUUCGAAAAUAUUUUUUGUGGGAUGCGUAGAGAACUGAAUGGCCCAUAUAAUUCCGUAGAGAGCACUUAAUCCAUACAGGAGUUGGUCCAUACCUGAGUGGAGACCGGAUGUGUGUAGUUGGGUGGGUGGGUGCCUUUUAUCUUAAAAACUCCUGAGGUGAAAAUGGAUGAACGUUAGAAACACUGGACCAUGUAAGGCAUGCAUGGAGAAAUAGCAAUAAGGUUUUGUUUUUUGGGUCUCCUCUCAUUAUUAUUUUUUUUUUUUCAAUCGAUCCCCGUUUAUUUUCGGAGUCGUUCGCAGCUGUACAGUAGGCGACCGAUCUCCAAGAGACGUCAUUUUCCUAAACGAACAUUAGUCCACGUAGGCCGUGCUAAAGAUGAGUCAUCGAGGAAGUCGUUCUGUAGCCACCGUUCUGUUUUAAUAAUUUCGGUGUGAUUACUAAUAGAAACACUAACAUAACUGUUAAUGGGUGACUAGGGAACUGGGGAAACCACAGAUUGCAAUGUGGAAAAAAGUAUUAUUUAUAUCCUGGGCAUUUGUGAUUAAUGUUUUAGAUGUGGUGAAAUGAGCUGAUGUUGUUGUUUUUCUCUUCCAUCCUUGUCGAGGGAAAAAGACAAUGGUUUUUCUUAGAAUAACUCCCCAGGAUCUCCAGAACUGUUUGAUGCACAAAACCAACACAGUUUUUUUGCAGAAUUCUUGGGCGAGGUAGAGAAACAUGGGGAGAGAGAGCCUGCACAGAACUGGUGGCCUGUUUCCGUUUUGGUGUUCUUUUAUGAAUAUAUUGUCGUUGCAUUAUAUUUUUUGCCGGGUGAUUUCUAUUUGAUGCCUUUUUAGGGAGUGCAGGGUGUUACCCCAACCACCCACACAUACCCACUGUCCCAACACGAGAAUAGGUUAUGCGUGUCUUUGAAUGGGAUGUGCACUAGGAGAGGAGGAGGAGGAGGUCGGGGUUCACAUCUUUUCUUUUCUUGUUUCAUUUUGUUGAUCCUCACUGAAUGAGCUGCCUGUAAAUAUGAUGAUCCCCUGAGUUCAUCUGUGUGGCCUCGUUACUGAAAGCGGACGCCCACACAUGACUAACCUGAGUCAGUGGGAAAGGAGGAAAGUGAGUAAGUAGCUCAGCAUGCAAAUGACUGGAGCUCACCGAGACACCAACGCACCAGGCAGAAGGUGUUCCCUUCACCUCCCGUCGCCCUCCGUAGCAGCCCCAACGUCCUCCCCUCCAGGGUCUGGCCUGACCGCGGGGGGAUGGGGGGGGGGGGCGGGCGACCUUGGCGAACGGCUAACGGCUAACCGCUAACAACGCUGCAUAGUGCGAUCGGGCCCGCCACACGUGUCCGUUCGCCCACGUUGACGCCUGAUCUUUUAUGACACCCGUUUUGAAGCGGAGUCUUUAUCCUUAUUUGACCGCAGAAAAAAAAAACUUAAAAUCUGUUUCGCCGUCUGUGUUCCAUGGCACUGUUGCCAUGCGUCUACCCAACCACCCACCUGCCCGCCCGCCCGCCCAUCUCCACGGCAACACCUUCCUGCACUCGGUGCAUUCGGCUGUGGUUGUGACUCAGCCAGCCGCUGUCUUUGCCCACCUCUGCUCUGCCUCCCGUCUCUGUACUUCCGAAACCUCCCUCCGUCCUCCUCCUCCUCCUCUCGGUCUCCGUGUGGCGUUCGUUGUGGAGGAUCGAGGGGGAGGACCGAGAGUUGAGGCAGAGGACGGGAGCCGGAGACAUGGAGACAUGGAGAACCCAACAGGUUGUUCUUUAUUUUGUGUUCUAUUGACACUACAAAAACCCUUGUUAUAAGUGCCUCUGUAGCGAUUAAUGGACUUCCAAAUAAACGGUCUCAGAACUGAAGCUCA
Molecule: messenger RNA, 6057 nt
Organism: Sardina pilchardus (European sardine)
Lineage: Eukaryota; Metazoa; Chordata; Actinopteri; Clupeiformes; Clupeidae
Gene: dnm2a
Product: dynamin 2a
Exons: 21
Coding region: 302-2905 (867 amino acids)
Biological process (GO): synaptic vesicle endocytosis
Cellular component (GO): synapse; cytoplasm; membrane
Molecular function (GO): GTP binding; microtubule binding; GTPase activity
Source: RefSeq, a predicted model, not a curated record